AUGUAUCACAAUGAGGAUGCAAAUGAUUAUCCAAUGAUAUCUAAGCUUCUUCAAAUAUUUAUUACACUUCCAGUAUCUACUGCCACGGGAGAACGAUCGUUUUCAACACUCCGUCGUUUGAAAACUUAUUUGAGAAAUUCUUCUGGACAAAUACGUUUAAAUGGUUUAGCCUUACUUAAUAUUCAUCGUGAUAUUAACGUGGAUAUUAAUGAUGUUUUAGAUGAACUUGCUAAAAAAUCGAUACGAAAAUUGAAUAUAAAUUUAGUUUAA
Molecule: messenger RNA, 270 nt
Organism: Macrosiphum euphorbiae (potato aphid)
Lineage: Eukaryota; Metazoa; Arthropoda; Insecta; Hemiptera; Aphididae
Source: the annotation of a GenBank genome assembly